AUUCUCUUGGAGCAAGCCGGGAAGCAGAGGAGUGGCAGCGGGUGCUGGGUUCCUAAGGUGCAAGGAUGCAGAACAGAAGUGGCCUCCUUCUCUGUGUGCUUGCCCUCCUGAUGGGUUUCCUGAUGGUCUGCCUGGGGGCCUUCUUCAUUUCCAGGAGCUCCACAUUCAGCUGUCAGGAGAGCCUGAUUGUGGCCUAUUUGCUCCUGCCUCUGGGGUUUGUGAUCCUUCUGAGUGGAAUUUUCUGGAGCAACUACCGCCAGGUGACUGAAAGCAAAGAAGUGUUCAGGCAUGUGCUGGGACAACACCUGGCUCAUGGGGCCCUGCCCCUGGCCACCGUGGACAGGCCAGACUUUUACCCUCCUGCCUAUGAAGAGAGCCUUGAGGGGGAAAAGCAGAGCUGUCCUGCAGAGAGAGAGGCCUCUGGCAAUCCUCCACCUCCAUAUACAGAGACAGGCCUGGAAUUCCAGGAUGGAAAUUACUCCUACCCAGAGGCCCCACCAUCUUAUAGAGAGUCCAUAGCUGGCCUGGUGGUGACAGCAACUUCAGAGGAUGCCCAGAGACGAGACCAAGAGUGCUGAGGCAAAGGAAGCUCUCCAGCACUCAUGACGCCGCCACUGUGGGGAGCAGCUACUGAUAACAAAGGCAAACCGGGGACUGUGGGAGGAAAAGCCAUAUCAGGAACCCCUCAUGAGGGCUUGCAGAGGACAUGACAGCCCUGAAUUCCAGAUGUAAUUGGCCAUGCCAGGGCAGGGCAGGCCAGGGGCCCUGGAAGGGUGUGGCCGACACCAAGCAGACAUUUCAGAGGAUUCACACUACUCCUAACCCCGGUAGGCCUUGGGCCCCCAAAGGAGUUACUCUGAGAGCUCUGCUUACAGAGAAUCUUUCUGCUCUCACUCAAUUUCCCUCCCAUCACCUCAGCUCUAGACAGGGAGGAAUAGAUGCUGGCUGUCAGGACAGCCACAUGCCUUCCUGUACUAUAUCACCUAAUAAUCUCAAAGGGAAGGUUUGUUGUUUAAUUUAUUGAUUGUUCAGCCUUUCGUUUUGUUAGCUUGUUUCCUAGUUACCUCCAGCUGACUCCGGAGCGAGGCAGUACUUCACAUCCUGGGAUAUACAUCCUUGGAGCCCAUGAAUGUUAUUUUGUAUUAUUUUAUUUCCAUGCUAUGUAUUUUUUUCUAUCUAAAAGGAAAAUGAAUGUAAUAUUUGCCUUCAAGAUGGUUCAAACACAAAAUGUUAAAUGAGUUGUUUUUUAAAAGAGGUCCUUAUAAGCAGACAUGAUAAGAUUGCUUCUAGACCCAAAUGGAAAUGACAGAAUACUUAUUCAUCAUGGAAUUCUGGGGUGUAGGGUGGAACUUGUACUGGCCAUAGAUGGUAUUAAUAUACCAUUUUAUAUAAAUCUUAUAAAGUUUAAAAAUAUUUAUAUGUAAUUCAAAGAAUCCUCAUAUAAAUCUCUAGAAUGUAAAACAUAAGAAAUUCUAAUGGUAUUUGUUCAUCAUUAACAGGAAACUUCUUGUGUCUCAAGAUAUAGACCUUGACUUUUAGACUCGGGACAUGUAUUUUUAAAUCCACUGGUUUCUCCUCAACUUUAUUAGAUUUUAUUGUUUUGUUUUUUAAAUACAAGAGGACAAGUCUGGUGGCAGGGUGGUAGAAAGAGAUGCAGCUUUUGAACUUGGGCCAAGAAUCUUCAUCUCUCCAGGCCUCAGUUUUCUUCUCUGUCAACUGAGGCAUUCAUGCUAGCUUCAUCGGUGUAGAAUGCCUGUUAUAUGGCAGGCUGUGUGUCAUGAGCUUUUCAUGAGUGUUAUUUAGUCCUCAAUCUAUCUUUAAGAGAUAGGAACUAUGAUGAUUCCCAUUUUACAGAUGUAUAAAACUGAGAUUUUGAGAAGUUAAGAAACUUUCCCAAUAACACAGUGACUCCUAGGAGGAUGAAGAAGGCUUCCCUACAGGGACAUGGGAGGACCUACUUACUUCACACUUUUGAGCUCAGUAGCCCUGUCUUCUUUCCUUCUAGGGAACAGUUUGGAUUUCUUUCUCCCUUCAGAAAAUGGCCUCUAACAGGUAGUGGAGCCCCAGGAUUGCUGCAAUAUCUUAAAGCCCUUGGAGCAACAGCAGAGUUUGCUUUAGGGUCAAUUGGCUUCUUUUAAAGUGUGUAAAAUGUCCACGAGGUUUUCUGCCUAGAAACUGGUCCCUCGCCUCAUAUGUAGUUUCCUUCUGAUCGUUAUAUGAAUGAUGAAGAAUAAUUCCCAAUGGAGACAGACCUCGGUGAAUAGGAACAGGAAGGGCUUUAGACAGUUGGUGAGAAGGGUGUAGAUCAUUCAAAGAGGAAGAGGGUAAUCAAGAUGGGGUGGGGCCUCCUCCCUGGCCUCCUCUUCUCCAUCAUUGCUGAGUACAUAGAUUAAGUAUAUCCUGACAAAUGCAUAAGAAGCCUCAUAAAAGGAAAUCUUUGUCCAUGAAACAUGAAUUUGGGAAUCUGUUAUUUGAAUCCUUCGUAUUGAGGGCAUAAAGAUAUGAAGGUCACUCAUGGUUGUCCAAUAAGGAAGUGAUCAUUUAUUAGUAAUGCAAUUUAUUAUUCCUCUCUUGUCAUCUCUUUCUGUCCCUCUACGAAGACAGUUACCAUGAAAUUCUCCCUGGUGGUCUGAGCACAUUCAUUGACUUGAACUAACACCAUUAUUGGUGUUUGUUUGCAUUCGUAAUAUGUAGUUUUUCCAACUACUGAUAGUCAAGUGAAACAAAUGUUGAUUUUGGUUUACAUAAGAAAUGGUUUUAAUCAUUUUACUGCAAUAAAUUUUGUACUUAAAUUUCCCUUUUGUCAUUUUUGUUUUGCAUUAGAAAAAAAUCAAUAAAAGACCAUAAGUCAAGUUUUAUUUUCUAUGUUAAACUAA
Messenger RNA from Callithrix jacchus (white-tufted-ear marmoset), 2876 nucleotides. It is a transcript of the gene TMEM252, whose product is annotated as transmembrane protein 252. The record is from RefSeq and is a predicted model, not a curated record. Lineage: Eukaryota; Metazoa; Chordata; Mammalia; Primates; Cebidae.